UGUGUCCCCGCUAGCUGCGUCUCCGCUAGCACAGUCAUUUACUCCGCCACUAGCUCCAUUUUCACCUCAGCUAUCACUCCAGCCAUUAACUCAGUCUGCUAUUCAGCCUCCUACAUUGCCAUUAGCCCAGUCCGCUAAUCGGUGCUCGGUUCAACCUUUGGUUCGGCCACUUGUUCAGUCCAUCGCUCAUAUGCCUAUUCAGUUCCGAGCUCUGUCUCCUGCGUCGCCACCAGUUCAGUUCCCCGUAGCACUUCGGCCUCCCUCAGUUCGGUCUGCCACUCAGUUGCCCUUAGCCCCAUCAUCCACACUACCACCUGCUUCUCUUCCAUCACAAUCAUCACUACACUCAGCCAUCCAGGCUACCACUCAGUCAGUCAUUCACUCUAUAGCCCUGCCAUUAAUGCACUCUAUAGCUGAGCCAUUAGCCGCCCGGCCCGCAGCCAAUUCAGCCACCCUUCCACCCGUUACACCUCCACCACAACCGUCACUGCAGUCCCCGGUUCGGUUUCCUGCAGCUCCAGUGUCCCCAGUGCCGUCUCCAGUGUCCCCAGUGCCGUCUCCCUUAGCACGGUCAUCCACUCAACCACCAGCUCCUCUUUCCCUCCAACCGUCACAACUACCUCUAGUUCAGUCUCCUGUGCUGUCACCAACUCCACCACCUACUCCACUCUCACCACCACCGUUACUACAGACAUCAGUUCAGUCCCCUGUGCAGUCAUCUACUUCACCACCAUUAGUAGCUCAGCUCGCACCUGAACCAUUAGCCCAGCCCCCUGUAGCAGUUCAGUCUUGUGGUCGGCUUAACAUUCAGCCAGGGGUCCCAAUACCCUCUGGCUCUACAUCAGCUCCCGCUGGAAGCUCGGAUGAGUCCAUCCAGCACUCCGCGGCUCCCACGCCGCCACCUGCCGUCUCCGCUGGAGGGUCCGAGGGGCCCGUCCAGCCUCCUGCCUCCGCUGGAGGGUCCGAGGGGCCCGUCCAGCCAUCUGCCUCCGCUGGAGGGUCCGAGGGGCCUGUCCAGCCAUCCUCAGCCUCCACGUCUGCAGCAGCCUCCGAGUCUCCAUCCUCAUCAGCUGCAUCACCCACGCCGUCGCCUGCAGCACCUUCGAGCCUUCAGCCUCAUCUUCGGCUUCGCCGCCCAUGCCUGGUCCAGCCUCUGCUUCGGCUUCAACGUCGCCUGGUCCUGUGGCUGCCACGCCACCGUCUGGUCCAGCUCCGUCACCUGUGGCUGCCACUCCCCCGUCUGGUCCUGCCUCGUCUGGUCCUACGCCCACCAAGCCUCGACCAGUACGCCCAACGCUUGAGAGCCGCCGCCGUCUUCCACGCGGCCGGCCUCCGGACUUGUGUCGCCCUCGCCGCUGCCUUCCGCGCGGCCGGUCUCCGGAUCUGCUCCAUCGCCGCCGCUGUCUUCCGUGUGGCCGGCCUCCAGAUCUCCUUCAACUGCUUCACCGCCACUGCUUUCCAUGUGGUUGGCCUCCCGCGAUGA
Molecule: messenger RNA, 1483 nt
Organism: Oreochromis niloticus (Nile tilapia)
Lineage: Eukaryota; Metazoa; Chordata; Actinopteri; Cichliformes; Cichlidae
Product: proline-rich protein 36-like
Exons: 3
Coding region: 191-1483 (430 amino acids)
Source: RefSeq, a predicted model, not a curated record